Molecule: messenger RNA, 870 nt
Organism: Candida tropicalis MYA-3404
Lineage: Eukaryota; Fungi; Ascomycota; Pichiomycetes; Serinales; Debaryomycetaceae
Exons: 1
Coding region: 1-870 (289 amino acids)
Source: RefSeq, a predicted model, not a curated record
AUGUCAUCACAAGAUAUCAUUCCAUCAUUACUACUAAAUCAAACAUUCAAAAGUUACAAAUCAAAUUCAUCACUUUCAUUAUCAUCUAAAUUAACAAGAAAACAAUUAGAGAAAUUUAGAAUUAAAUUGGCUAAAUUUUUAUAUCAACGAUAUCAACAAAAUUUGAGGAAUAAUGAUAGUUUGAUAAUUCAAUAUGAAUCAUUUAGAGAUAUAAUCCCUGAUUUGACUAUAAUUAAUGAUACUAUAAAUAAUAAUGAAUCAAGAUACAAGAUACAAUAUUUAAUAAUUAAAUUAGAAAAUAGUCGAUUGUUACCCCGUCAAAUUCUAUUAUUUGUAUCUAACCAGAAGGAAAAUGAUGAUGAUGAUAAUACUAAUGAGAGAGCAAACACAUUAGUGUUGAAUAGAAUGAGUGGGAUGAAUUAUCAAGUGAUAAAUGAUUAUAUUUUAGAAUUAUUAGAAGAUAUUAAUGAUUAUCCAUUAAUUAUUAAACCCAUAACAUUGGCUUCUUCCGUUAUCCCUGAUUUAAUCAAUAAAUUUCUGAAUCAAAUAGAAAAAUUAAACGAUUUGCAAUUAGUUUAUUCAAUCCCAUCUACAAGAUUAAGAAAUUUUAUCAUUGAUAUACCCAAAAAAGAUCUUGAUUUGUUACUACUAUCUCCGAAAACAUCAUCAAAUAAUCCAAAAUUAUAUAACGAUAUCUGCGAAUUUUUGUACAACACUACCAAAAUUAAAUUUAAUAAUUUGAUAAUUGAAAAAUUCAUAAAUAAUUUGAUUAAUAUAUCUAAUGAUGGUAAAUUUAAAUUACUUGUUAAUGAUUAUGAAUUAAUUUGGUAUUUAUUUGAAUCUAUUAAAUCCAACGUGUCACGUGUGUGA